Messenger RNA from Metarhizium brunneum ARSEF 3297, 1938 nucleotides. Lineage: Eukaryota; Fungi; Ascomycota; Sordariomycetes; Hypocreales; Clavicipitaceae. The record is from RefSeq and is a predicted model, not a curated record.
AUGCUUUCUGGGACAGUAGGGCUGAGUCUCCUCGCAGCCUCUAUCGCCAUUGACAUGAACCCCGUCAUGGGCAUGAUGACUUCACCUCCGACUUUGUGGUCCCGGAUCCAAGGCAUUCGGUCGAGGGUAAAGACCUGUCUGAAACUCGCGUCAUUGCCCUCAGAAGAAGGAUUCUUCCAACCGAUGAGCGGGUCAUAUGGCAGACCGGGAUGCAGCCUCUGUUGGACCGCUCGCCCUUCAUUCACAUAUCGUGUUGACCUGUCCUACGAGUACGCGGACCAAGGCCUCGUUCAUACCUCCUCCGCGCUGGAGCCGGAGCCUGCCGCGUGGGGGGAUAAUACCAAGGCUGCACGGUUUUAUCGCACUGGCGACUUGGGCCGGUAUAACCCCGAUGGUACCAUCAGCUACCUGGGCAGGAAGGACAGCCAGGUGAAGAUUCGCGGCCAGAGAUUUGAGCUAGGCGAUGCCGAGAACGUCAUCAGCAGCAGCCCCGAGGUCAGAGACAUGUCUUUAUCGACAAAGAUUCAUCGGGGCCGCAACGAGCUCGUCGCGGUGAUUUCCUUGGCUGACGCCCAGCUCCCGCGCGGUGAUGGGCUGCGGCAUCUGCCCUCAGCCUAUACUCGAGUCGUGGCCCGACAUCUCCAGUCUAUUCGGGAAUUCGUGCGGCUUAGGCUCCCUUCCCACAUGGUUCCGAGCAUCUGGCUCGCGGUUGAAAAGGUGGCACAGUCAGUCUCGGGAAAAGUAGACCGGCAUUGCAUGGACAACUGGUUCAAGGCCAAGGAUGUCUCGAUGGCCAAGGCCGCCAUGGAAGAGCAAGCAGAUAGGGAGCUGAAUCCGCCUGUCACGGUCGAGGAAAAGCUGGUCCAGUACGUCUGGGCAUCAGCGUCCCAUCUACUGGCUCGGAGUGGCAUCCCCAUAGCCACCUCUUGGCUGCUGCGGAACCAGACUCUCCAGUCGGCUGUUGAAGCCGCUCUAUUAGCAAAUAUCGAGGGAGAUGAGGCCGCGCCGGUUGCGACAAGGAUACCGCGGGAUACCAGUCUUGGUGGUCUCCAUGACCGGCUCUCGCGACUCAGCCUAUCGAAUCCCCAGUUCAAACAUGAAAACAUCGAGAGCAUCGCACCAGCAACUGAUACACAAGCCUUGUUCCUGAUCAUUGGCCCUCCCGGCGUCGAGGGCGAGACGGGUUACCACACCAGCUUCACACUCGACUCGACUCCUGCUCUUGAUGCGGCCAAGCUUCGGUCAGUCUGCGGGCAGGUGAUUCAGCAUCAUGCCAUAUUGCGCACCGCCUUUGUCCAGCAUAGACACAUGCUCUACCAAGUGGUGUUCAAGACGCCAACCUCGGAGACGAUUACGAUAGAAGGAGGCGGCUCGCCUGCCACACCCGCCUUCUUCGGCAAAGGCAGCAAUCUGGCCCGAUUUUACUUAUUCAGCCGAGAAGAGCUUUGCAACAGUAUUCGUCUUAACAUUCACCUUGCGCUGUACGAUGCCGCGUCGUUUGACUUGCUGCUUCCAGGCCUCGAUGCGGCAUACAACAACGGCCAACUGCGCCGAGGCGGCCCUCGCUACAACCCUCGGAUAUCACACCUGGAAGCACUCGAUGGCACGGCGCCGCGGCAGUUCUGGAUAGAGAUGCUGCGAGGCUGCUCGAUGAUGCAUCUGACCACCCCCCGAAUCAUGCCUGCCCAGGGGUAUCAUCUCAGAGAUUGCUCCAGGCUCAGCGUGCCCCUACGCAACCUGCAAAACUCACUCGGGACACCUUCAACCACGCUCAAGGCGGCCUGGGCGCUUGUCCUCCCGGCGGCCCUCGACACAAGCGACGUCUUGUUUGGUGAAAUCAGCGCCAAUCGCUACCUGACCAUGCCGGGCAUCGAUCAGGUCUGCGGACCCUGCAUCAACUUCGUCCCAGUCAGAGCCAUCACCCGUCACCCGUCGUGA